This is a messenger RNA of Fusarium vanettenii 77-13-4, 1167 nucleotides long. RefSeq lists its product as uncharacterized. The record is from RefSeq and is a predicted model, not a curated record. Gene Ontology annotation, molecular function: FAD binding. NCBI's taxonomy places the organism in Eukaryota, Fungi, Ascomycota, Sordariomycetes, Hypocreales, Nectriaceae. The annotation marks the transcript as partial. The transcript has a single exon.
UCACUACCCAACGCACACUUCCUCGAAAACAAAACCAUUGUGGUGGCCGGGGCUGGCAUGGCCGGUCUAGCUUUCGCCAUCUCGUUGAAGAAAAGAGGGAACAACUCACAGCCACUUCGACUCACUAUCUUUGACCGCGACAGCCGAAAUGGCGACCCAAAACGACAAGGCUAUUCAUUGUCUAUCAACGGCGUGGACAAGGACGGUGGUCUUGUGGCGCUGAAAACCCUUGGUCUCCUGGACCCUGUCAUCAAGGCUGCAACUCCAGGAACCACGAGCAUGUCUUUCAAGAUGUGGGAUAGCAAUUGGUCCGAGCUGCUUUCCAUUUCCGCAAAGCCAUAUGGAGAUCUUCCAGUUGGCGGAUUGCGGAUUGCCAGGGCAGACCUGCGUGAAAUCCUCAUCCAAGAAGCUGAGGCUCUGGGCAUUGAUAUCAACUGGGAGGCGCAAUGUUUGAGCGCCACUUCGAAGGACGCUGGUAUCGAAAUCACUGUCUCCUCAAGCAGUGGGUCAAGCACCGUGCAGCACAAAUGCGACAUUCUAGUUGCUGCCGAUGGCGCCCACAGCAAGAUCCGUGCCUCCAUCCGACCUGACGAUUUGUUGCAACAUGCUGGAGCAACUCAAAUCGGCGGAUUGGCUGUCUUUCAGGAUGAUAUACCAAAGCCACUGAGCGAAGCAUGGGGUAUUCUCAUCUCAGGACAUGGAAACAGCUGCUUUGCUGCACCCAUCAAGGACAAGACUGUUGUCUGGGCCUUGAGCAAAGCCGAAGAAAUGCCAGCACAACCUGCUGGCGGAGAUGGCCAUGCCCUACUCGAGGAGGCGAGAAAGCUCGGAGAGGAGAUAAGUGAGCCAUUUAAGAGUCUUUUGAACGCGACAGAUCCAUCCACUGCCUUUGUCAUUCCGGCAAAGGACAAGCAGCCAUUCCACCACCAGGGAGUCUUGCCAGGUGUUAUCUUUAUUGGAGACAGCAACCAUGCCGUGAGCCCCUUUGCCGGCAAUGGCGCCAACACGGCGAUGCAAGAUGGCUGCGACCUGGCUGAGUUUCUGCUAUCUUCAAAUUCGCUAGAGAGUGCCGUUGCAGCAUACGACAAUAUCUCGUUGCCGCGAGCUGAGAAGACACUCAAGUCCUCACAUUGGCGGAUCAGCAUUGCGAACCUCGAGGGCAUCAAG